Molecule: messenger RNA, 1752 nt
Organism: Branchiostoma belcheri (Belcher's lancelet)
Lineage: Eukaryota; Metazoa; Chordata; Leptocardii; Amphioxiformes; Branchiostomatidae
Exons: 2
Coding region: 81-1280 (399 amino acids)
Biological process (GO): regulation of transcription by RNA polymerase II; developmental process
Molecular function (GO): DNA-binding transcription factor activity, RNA polymerase II-specific; RNA polymerase II transcription regulatory region sequence-specific DNA binding; protein dimerization activity
Source: RefSeq, a predicted model, not a curated record
UGCUUGACUUGAGCUGUGCCGACCAUGAAAUUGUCUCGGAAGGAACAAGUUAGAAACAACGGUGGGUAAAUAUUCUAACAAUGGCGACGACGUGCGAGGUGACGGCCCCCGACACGGAAGGGUCCGGGGAGCAAGACCUCACUCCUCGGGAGGACGUGCCCUCCUCCCCCGACGAACAUCCAGGCAAAACUCGUGGUCGGAAACGGCGUCGUCGGAAGGCGAGACUCACCGGGCUGAGCCAGCAGAGGCAGGCGGCGAACGCCCGGGAGAGGUACCGAACAAAAUCGGUCCAAGACGCGCUGCAGCAACUUUCCUGUUGUAUCCCGACUCCAGUGCCGACGCCAGCAACCAAACUCUCCAAAAUAGAAAUACUGCGACUCGCUUCGCAGUAUAUCGAGCAUCUGACUAACGUACUGAACGAGAACGAUCCCUCGGGGCCUGGUGCGACCAAGGCCCGCCCAGAAGACGACUCGGGCACGGUGAAGACCCAAGGUUCGUCCCGAGCAAGAAGGUCUCGGUCAAGACAACCCCAAGAUGACGAGACGGUCGUCUAUCUGACAAGACGGAGGAUGAAAGACAUGAAGACAGAAGAUAAAGGGCCGACUGAUGCGACAGGGAGUAACUUUGACCCAACCCAGUCUGGUGAACAGAUGAAUGUUCAAUCCUCAAACCACAAGGAUGUCGGAACUAUUGAAAACAAUCAAAAAGAUCUCGAGCAAAUCACAGCACAGAAUUUAAAGAACAAAGCAGGCUCUGAAUCUAGGCAUUGCAAAGGAUCCAACGCGAAGCACCUGCAAACCGGAAGCAAAGAAACCGGAAACGGAAAUACCGGACGACCGUACAAUGUUCACGAACUUGACGUCGGGAACUUGUCGGAAGUUGAAGACAGGCGAUUGGUCCGCGAAACGCGUGCACAAGUUUCGUGUUCGAAAUACGCAGGACCGCAAUGUCGCGAGACAUUUCGCAACACAACAGGAAACGGAGGUUCCGGCGAGAAACUCCACCAUCCACCUUACCUCGUACUCAAUGGAAACGGAGUUUCCGGAUUACCGGAUUGCAGGCACCAAACUCUGCACGGAUUCGGUGUAUCGCAGACCGUAAAUAACGGAAUACAUGGCUUCAAAAGCUGCCAGAUGACGGAUUUCGCCGCGGGAAGAGGAGCAUCCGGAUUUUCCGGAUUUGCCGAUUAUUCCGGAUUCCACGGCGCCAUGAUGCCGAGACAGUACGGACAGAACUUGUCUUUCGAGAGUGACGAUUCCAAUCUCUCUAUCAGCCGCUAAUGAACAAGACAGACAGUCCGUUCACUGCUAUCUGAAGAAGCAACUGUGUAUAUGUUUUAAUGGUUAUCAGCUUUUACCCUCAGCGUAUCAUGCUCAGAAAAGUACUGUAUAAGUGUAUUGAAGAAUCCCUGUUACUAUUCGUUUCUUCUCUCUUGUUAUUCGCAUGUUACAGCAAUUUAGCUUCUCGGUGAUACAAUGCUUGUGCUCAGCUUUGAAAUGUGCCGAUUUCUGAAAAUUGUGACGCAAGACGAAAUGCUAGAAUAAAGGAUUGAUAUGGCAUAUGGCACACGGGUGCGCAAAAGUUCUGCAGUUCUCUUCUUCGCCACUAGGCUUCGCUUUACUGGUAGUGCACAUGUACAGGCCCUUGUGAAUAAUAUAGCCUCGCGAUACCAAGGAGGUUAAAUAUAUCCUUGGCAACACAGCGCAGUAAGUACCUAUUUGCUACACGCAGUAAAAAAUACAACAAAAACAA